Exophiala bonariae is the source of this 3315-nucleotide messenger RNA. RefSeq lists its product as uncharacterized. Gene Ontology annotation, molecular function: calcium ion binding; phosphatidylserine decarboxylase activity. Gene Ontology annotation, biological process: phospholipid biosynthetic process. The transcript has 4 exons. The coding region runs from base 1 to 3315 and encodes 1104 amino acids. The record is from RefSeq and is a predicted model, not a curated record. NCBI's taxonomy places the organism in Eukaryota, Fungi, Ascomycota, Eurotiomycetes, Chaetothyriales, Herpotrichiellaceae.
AUGGUCCAUAUAUCUCUUCCCCGGGGACUACCUCACCUGGGGUCUAAGAAUAAGGACAAAGACAAUGGCAACGGCUCUGGUGGAAAUGGUAAUAGAAGGCCAAGUUCACCAAGACUUGGAAGCACUGCUAGCAAUACCACUCUGUCUGAUCAGAAGCCACUCAUACUCAAGGUUUAUGUCAUUAAGGCACAAAACCUGGCUGCAAAAGACAGAUCUGGCACCUCUGACCCGUACCUCGUUGUCACUCUUGGGAACGCAAAACAGGCCACCCCCACCAUUAGCAAAAAUCUAAACCCUGAGUGGAAGAUAUGCUUCGAUAUGCCGUUGACUGGCGUCCCACUGCUUGAAUGUACCUGUUGGGACAAGGAUCGCUUCGGGAAAGAUUACAUGGGCGAGUUCGACAUUGCAAUUGAAGACAUCUUUACCAACGGGCAAAUUCAACAAGAGCCCAAGUGGUACAAACUCAAAUCUACAAGAAGGGAAGGAAAGAAGUCUGGUACUGUUUCCGGCGAGGUUCUCAUCCAGUUUUCUAUUGUCGACUCUGCCAACCCUUCAGCCAGCCCGGAAGAGAUCCGGAGGAAAUUUCAGGCCUAUCUGGGUGCCCAGGAGGAUGACGACGAUCUUUCUCGAGUCUCUACAAAUGCCGAAGAUCAGUUGGCUGAAGAUGACAUUGAUGAUGCCGACAUCUUGGAAGAGGAAGCGGGGACCGACCCUGCACAGAAGGACGUGGCCAAGGAGAAGAAGAAACGACUCGCUCGCCUUCGACGCAAAUCCAUUGCUGCCAGAGCCUAUAACUUUCUCGCAGCCGAUAACGAAGUGUCGGGCAUCAUUUUUAUGGAGAUUGUAAAGGUUACCGACCUGCCCCCGGAACGCAAUAUGACUCGAACUUCUUUCGACAUGGAUCCUUUUAUUGUCGCCGCACUGGGCAGGAAAAUCUUGAGGACAAAAGUCAUCCGUCACAAUCUGAACCCUGUAUUCAAUGAAAAGAUGGUUUUCCAGGUCCUACGCCACGAGACACGCUAUUCUCUCACAUUCACAGUCAUUGAUCGUGACAAACUCUCAGGAAACGACUUUGUAGCCUCCACAUCUUUCCCCAUUCAGAAGAUUAUCGAAGCUGCACCAGAGGAAGACCCCGUCACAGGUCUUUUUGAUCUCCCUGAGCCUCCAGAGUUUUCUCCUGCUAUGGAGAAGAAGGAAGGCAAAUCUCGCUUCCGACUUCCUCUCUCUCGGUCAUCAUCAGCAAGCAGUCUUUCAAAACUUGCUCGGCCGGUAUUCAGACGAGACGACUCACAAGCUUCCAUGUCUAGUGUCAAUGGAAGUGAAGGCACCCGCACUCCAAUACCUACGAGCGCGCCAGCCGAUGGCACUUUUCUCAAGGUUUCCCAGAGCGCGGAUAACGGCGCAGCUCAACCAUCAGACGAUCCUAGCAUGAACCCCUAUACUAUCCCAUUAGAGCUGAAGAACAAGGACCGUUGGGAGGACAAGCAUAAACCCGAGCUGUCCAUCAAAGCGCGCUUCUUACCUUACACCGCUCUGAGGCAACAGUUCUGGCGAGCGAUGCUCAAGCAGUACGACGUCGACGAAAGCAAGCGAAUCAGCAAAAUUGAGCUGACGGCUAUGCUCGAUACUUUAGGCUCGACUCUGAGGGAGUCGACCAUAGAUUCCUUUUUUGCGCGAUUCGCGUCCGAAAAUGAUGAUCUUGGAGAAGCCGAUUUGACAUUCGAUCAGGUCGUCAUUUGCUUGGAAGAGCAAUUGGAGAAGAGCAAUGAGAAAAAGACGGUAUCCGAAAAACUCAAGGGCUUCAUGGGAUCAUCUGCCCAAUCAUCUCCCGACCCAGAAUACGAGGAUGACAGUCGAUUGCCCAUAGUGCCCGAAUCAAGCACAGACCCAUCCACCAAUGAAGAUCCAACCCGCCAAUCGAUACCCAUAAUACGACACCCCUCAAUUGGUGCAGAUGGAGAGGAAGGUAAACUACUCGGAAAUGAUCUUUCAGAAGACGGUGACGAUGAAGAGCACGUCAUAGAAAUACGCGAAUGUCCAAUAUGCCACCAGCCAAAACUGAACAAGCGUACGGAAGCAGACAUUAUAACACACAUCGCAACAUGUGCCAGCUCAGACUGGAGGCAAGUCAACAACUUGGUCAUGGGCGGCUUUGUGACUCAAAGUCAAGCACAACGGAAAUGGUACUCCAAGGUCAUCACCAAAAUUAGCUAUGGAGGAUACAAGCUGGGUGCUAAUAGCGCAAACAUUCUUGUUCAGGAUCGCUUGACAGGCCAGAUCAAUGAGGAGAGAAUGUCGGUCUAUGUCCGAAUAGGCAUUCGAUUGCUCUACAAAGCACUGGGAGCACGAGAAAUGGAGAAGAAGAGAAUCAAGAAAAUGCUCAAGUCUCUCUCAAUCAAGCAAGGAAAGAAGUUCGAUGACCCCGCCUCAGUGGCUCAAAUCGAAGGUUUUAUCGCCUUUCACCGACUGGACAUGUCCGAAGUCCUCCACCCAACUGCUUCGUUCAAAAACUUCAACGAAUUCUUCUACAGAGCUCUGAAACCUGGCGCUCGGCCAUGCAGUGCACCUGAUCGACCAGAGGUCAUUGUUUCACCCGCGGAUUCUCGAUCUGUAGUAUUCAAUACCAUUGAUGACGCAACAAGAAUAUGGGUCAAGGGUCGGGACUACAGCAUGGAAAAACUCCUUGGUGACGCAUAUCCUCUGGAAGCUAAGCGGUACAAAGGUGGCAGUAUGGGAAUCUUCCGUCUUGCACCACAAGAUUACCACCGCUUUCACAUUCCCGUAGAUGGGACGCUUGGAACACCCAAAACCAUUGAGGGCGAAUAUUAUACUGUCAAUCCUAUGGCCAUCAGAUCAGCACUUGAUGUAUAUGGAGACAAUGUUCGAGUGCUUGUCCCUAUAGAUUCGGUUGCCCAUGGAAGAGUCAUGUUUAUUUGCAUUGGAGCGAUGAUGGUGGGAUCUACAGUCAUCACUCGCAGACCUGGGGAGCGUGUCAAAAGAGCUGAAGAACUCGGCUACUUCAAAUUUGGAGGAAGCACCAUUCUGCUCUUUUUCGAACCAGGUCGGAUGGUUUACGACGAUGACUUGAUCGAUAAUAGCAAUGGAGCUCUGGAAACCCUGAUUCGUGUGGGCAUGUCCAUCGGGCACUCACCUCACGUGGAACCUCAUAAACCCGACAUGAAGAAAGACGAAGGCGACAUUACACUACAAGAUAGACAAGAAGCCAAACGAAGGAUCGAAGGAAGCUUGGCUCCAGAUGCGGAGCCCGAAGGAUCUGGUGGCUUGAGCUCUUUGAGUGGGGCAAACAUACAAUAA